Messenger RNA from Pediculus humanus corporis (human body louse), 258 nucleotides. RefSeq lists its product as uncharacterized. The transcript is spliced from 2 exons. The record is from RefSeq and is a predicted model, not a curated record. The coding region runs from base 1 to 258 and encodes 85 amino acids. Lineage: Eukaryota; Metazoa; Arthropoda; Insecta; Psocodea; Pediculidae.
AUGAAAACUGACGAUUUAGAAAGGCUGUGUAGAAGAAUAGGGAGAUUUCUCUGGAUAAGACUGGAGAAGUCUGGAAAAAAUUCUGGAGUACACUGGAGAAGUCUGGAGAAAACUGGAGAAAACUGGAGAACUAGAAUAGUCUGGAUAAGGCUAGAGCAGUCUAAAAAUAUCCUGGAGAAAACUGGAGAAGUCUGGAGAAAAUCUGGAGAAAACUGGAAAAGUCUGGAUAAGAUUGGAGAAUAUUCUGAAAAAAUCUAG